Callorhinchus milii (elephant shark) is the source of this 527-nucleotide messenger RNA. RefSeq names its product galanin receptor type 2. Gene Ontology annotation, biological process: adenylate cyclase-modulating G protein-coupled receptor signaling pathway; neuropeptide signaling pathway. The transcript is spliced from 2 exons. Gene Ontology annotation, cellular component: membrane. Gene Ontology annotation, molecular function: galanin receptor activity. The coding region runs from base 3 to 527 and encodes 174 amino acids. The record is from RefSeq and is a predicted model, not a curated record. Lineage: Eukaryota; Metazoa; Chordata; Chondrichthyes; Chimaeriformes; Callorhinchidae.
UGAUGGAGGGCAAUGGGAGCUGGAGUCAGCCUGAGGUGUGGGGGCUGAGGGCAGAGACGGUGGUGGUACCGGCGCUGUUCAGUCUGAUCCUGGCCCUGGGGACCGCGGGCAAUGUGCUGGUGGUGGCGGCGUUGCUCAGACAGAGACACAGACACAGACACAGACACAGCCCGAGCACCACAGAGCUGUUCAUCCUGAACCUGGCCCUGGCCGACCUGGGCUUCCUGCUGUGCUGUGUGCCAUUCCAGGCCACGAUCUACACCCUCCGCACUUGGCUGUUCGGAUCCUUCCUGUGCAAAGCCGUACAUUUCAUCAUCUUCCUCAGUAUGUACAGCAGUGUCUACACACUCACCGCCGUGUCUGUGGACAGGUCAGUGCCCUCACACACUCACACUCACACACACACUACACACUCACCGCCGUGUCUGUGGACAGUCAUCAAAUUGAGUAAGUGGUCUAUUGGCAGAGCAACAGGUCCUGCUCCUGGCGUCCAAAAAGUGUCUGGAAACGACUUUCUGUACUUGUAG